CGGCUCACUGUAUUGUACGUAAUCAUUUGCCAGGUUCAUUUCUUUAGUUUAUUGUACACCUUCGAGGUAUUUUCCAUCGAUAAAUAUACACCGCAAGCCGUAAUUUAAUUUUAUAAAAUUUUCGACAACUUCUUUGAUUUCCUAUGGUACGGACGAAUGUAAACAUAGAAAACGAAUUGAUUCAUUUCAUACACGCAAUCAUAUAACUGAUUCUCAUGUACAGCUGCAACAGUAAAACCAGUCCGAGAUUUUCUCUUGACUGCGAAAUUCAAAAUAUUCUAACUUCGUAGGGAAAAAUGUGAAAUUUUGGUUCAUUGUCUUAUCUUCAAAGUAAACGUUAAUGUCAAUCUGAGAUUUUUCAAGAAGCAACAAAGACCAUUUUAGUUAUGCGUUUAAAAAAAGUGCUCUAAUAUUGAAUCUAUAUUACAGUUUAGAAAUUUCACUUCUGUAUGAAUGUGUAGUAACAUUUGCAAUAUCAUUAGAUAACCUGCUUUAAACGACAUUUCUUGUUGCUCCAGGGAAGAUUCGAUUGCGGUCGAUCGUUCCAAUUCCAUCGUUUCGUCAAUUUCUCGUGUUCUGAUUGGUUCUGUGAUGUAAACUGACGUUUCCAUUGUCUGUUCCCAACAUUGUUUGCAUCAACAGCCUACAGUCGAAAUGGCCGAUCCAUAAUGUUUCAUAGUAGAACAUGGCGAAAUACUCCUUCAAUUCCACCUUGAAAGAUGGGCAAAUCGCUGGAUUAUACGACUUGCAAGAAACGCUAGGAUGCGGUCACUUUGCUGUUGUCAAAGUUGCGAGACAUGUUUUUACCGGAGAACGAGUGGCAGUGAAAGUGAUCGAUAAAACUAAACUCGAUGAGAUCUCCAGAGCACAUCUCGUCAAGGAGGUUCGAUGCAUGAAACUCGUCCAACAUCCAAAUGUUGUCAGACUGUACGAAGUCAUCGAUACACAAACAAAAUUGUACCUUGUUCAAGAACUGGGCGAUGGUGGGGAUAUGUAUGAAUAUAUCAUGAACCACGAACAAGGCCUCUCUGAAGACAAAGCUCGCCAUUAUUUUCAACAAAUUGUUCUCGCCAUUGACUAUUGCCACAAACUACACAUUGUGCAUCGGGAUUUAAAGCUCGAAAAUGUGAUAUUCUUCAAGAGUUUGGAUGUUGCAAAGCUCACGGAUUUUGGUCUUUCGAAUAAGUUCUCUCCCGGUCAAAAGCUUGAUACUUCAUGUGGAUCGUUAGCGUAUUCCGCCCCCGAAGUUCUUCUAGGAGAUUCGUACGAUGCUCCAGCAGUUGAUGUUUGGAGCCUUGGAGUCAUUCUCUUUAUGUUAGUGUGUGGUCGAGCUCCCUUUUAUGAGGCAAAUGAUAGCGAAACACUCAUCAACAUCAUGGAUGUGCGGUACAGCGUAUCUGAACAUGUAUCUCAGGCUUGUCAAAGCUUAAUUGAAAAGAUGUUGGUGAGAGAACCAUGCCAUCGCUGUUCAAUGGAGAGUAUUAUGGAGGACUGUUGGUUCCAAGGGGGACAUCCACCUGUACUUCCCACUCCUGUACCCUUGGUAACAGAACUACCCCUUACCCCUGAGGAACAUAAUUAUGUGGUGGAGAUCAUAGAAACUGGAAAGAUUGCAAAUCGGGAGAAAGUUAAAAAGUCCCUGGAAGAAAACGCGUACGACCACAUAGCGGCCACAUACUAUCUCCUAGCGGAGCAACUCUUGAGGCGUUUGAAAUUAUCCCAUAAUAGUCGAAUGGUUCCUGUCCGAAGGAUUGAUACGCGGCGAUCUUUACCUGAGAAUAAGCGACAGGAACCAGAAGCAAGUUCACCAGACGUGGAAUUAAAAGGAGAUCAAAAUGACGAUUCGGAAAGUCAGCUGGAUGGUAGUGGUUCAGGGUCGGGAUCUCCAAGGAUUCGCCGAUUUUCUUCCGGGAGACUGGCUCCAAGGGAAGGACAAAUGUUGAAUGAAACAAUCAAAACUCAUGCAAUCGAGGCGGAAGAAAUUCUUCACAGUUCAAUGGAAGAAGAUGAUCUUGUAACAUCUGGAAGUCAUCCCAAGACACAUGGAAAGUUUCACACGAUGGGCGCGCUUUCAAACAAACCUUGCACUUCAACGAACCAGCAGUUUUCCACUGAGAUCACACCCAAUUUACCGUCUCUGUCACGGCCGCACGAAAGGAGACUUGUUCGUCAUAACAGGUUGCGAAAUUCAAACAGUGCUCCUUUAUCUUUGAAUCAGAUAUACGAGGAACGCGAAUCGGAUCUUGAAGACAGUCCGGUGAACUCACCACGAAGUGAACGGACAAGAAAACAUCUCGGGGGAGGGGUGAUGAAAUCUAAAAGGACCACACGCCGCCUGUCCCCAGUGCACUCUGGAGGCAGCCGGCGCUCCUCUAGUUGCAGUAGUUCGGACGAAGACGAAAUAGAAAAGCACAUGCGUCGACUAAAAACUACUUCUGGUUGUAAAUUAAAUACAAGGCGCUCUAACAAUGACGAUGGUAACAAGGACGGAGACAGUGGAGGGGGGAAUGGAGUUGGAGGGGCCAAUAGCCUGGUAACCACAUACCCAUUUCCCUCGGUAAAUGGCACGAAUGGAGAAAAAUCUUCGAGUAAAAGUCCGUCGUCGAAACAGGGAAAUAAUGGGAAAACGACUUGUUUGAAUGUUAAUAUGAGUGUAUUUGCGCCUCUUUGCGAGGAUCUUGAUGUUAUACAGGAGAGUAACAAGGAAAACGUUGAUAGAAAUGUGGAAGAACAGGUGAAUCUAACUAAUUCGGAGAUCCGUAACGGGAAGAGAAGUCCACUCAUUGAAGAGUACGGAGUUCUGGCUUCUAAAGGGGAUAUGUCGGAGCAAGAUCGAAGCAACAGCUUUUUAGAGAAAAGAAACAGCGCAUCGAAGUACAUUAAAAAUAACGAUGGGGAUGGGGAAUGCGACCAAAACGAACCCAGCCCAUUAGAGGGUGUGGUUAGCAUAGAGCUCACAGAUAUGAGCCUGCAGUCCCAGGAUAGCAAGAAGCUAGUGGACGAAUCCAAGAAUAAUAUGAGUUUGAUUCACAACCCAGCAGUUCAAACGGUGACGAGUAACUGUUGUCAAAUAUUUUGAUUUAUUUUAUUUUAGUUCUCUGUUUACUAGCAUAUCCAAUUUUUAAAUCUAUGUUUUCGGAAAGGAUUUGAUUGCGAUGUCAGCAAAUAUUUUGUGAUUUUGGGGGGGGGGGUUCAAUUUAUUAGCGCAUACUUUUUUUCUUGUUAUUGUUGUUUUUGUUUUUGUUUGUUUUUUUUUUCCAACUCUGCGUUAGGCGACUUUAGUUAAUGGAACAUCGAAACCGGUGUGACUUUUCUCUGAGGUGAUGGAAAUAACAGAUAUGAUUCACCGAUAAAUAUUUAAAAGGAUCCCUCUUUUUUACUCACAUGGGGGUAAUUUUAGCACGGUAAAGAAUUUCUAUAGGUUUUCUUUAAUAUUUAGAAAUCUCCUUUCUGGUAAGCAGCUCAUUUCAAAUCUAUGUGAGGUUUUUUUCGGCUUAAUAAUGCAAACACGAACUGAAAACGUUUUUAUUGGAAUAUAAAUGGACUCUUGAUAGAAAUGAAACUAUUUCUGGCAGUGGCUGUACAGUCCAAUUAUAGAGAGUAUUACAGUGAAUUAUUUUUACUGUUUUUGUACAUUUCAUUCCUUCUUUUUAAGUGAAGAAUGACCGCUGGACGGUGCGGGGGCGCUCAUUAGCUUAAUUUGUCUGAGGAGGCUACAAAUGAAUUAUUUACUUGUCUGUAUUGACUUGAAAGUUAUGCGGUGGAGUAUAGGAAUUGCCCUCAAUUUCUCAAAAGGUAGAUUGGUGUUUUGCGGUGCUGAUACAGUACACCGGAUUAAAUUGUUUGCCCUGUUCACAGAGAAAUUGGGUUUUAAUUGAAUUUGGUACGUUGGUUUUUUUCUUUGUUUGUUUUUUACGAUGACAGUGACCUUGUACUUGUAAAUUAUGAGCAAGUUUGGUUUAUCUUUAUUUAUGUAAUCAAUGGAAUUAUCUUCUUUUGGAAAUCACUCUGCCCAGUUACUUUCGAAGCUGUUCACAUGGUGUUUUGAGUUUUCGGGGACUUUUCUUCUUUCAUUGUAAUGUACAAAUCUCCUUAUACUUAGUAAUCCUAUUAAUAGGAUAAUGCGGAAAAAAAAAGUGCUUCGAGUUAGUUGAGUCUUAAAACAAACUUUGAGAGUGGCUUAUUAUUUAAGUGUUCUCGCUGAUAUGGUUUGUCAACUUAAAUGUGACACCCCAGAAUGCUUUUCGAUCGAGUGAAGAGGGUAAUUCAGGACAGCAUUGCUUUUGCCUUGUUAUUCAGUGAUUGUCAAAUAUAGAAAAGACGGGAAAAAACUCUCCAUCUUUUCAAAUACUCAAAUGCCAACCUAACUUUGAUCACUUUGUUUUACUUUCCUGAGCCUCAGUCAACUAAGACUCUAAGGUCUUGCUUGAACUAUGUAAGUCACGACAACUACAAAAAGAAAAACUUAAAGCCGGAUGGAAAUAUCUUUGUUAUGUGACCAGAUUACGUACGUUUUUGUUCAAAGAAUUAUGUGACGCGAUGCCAUGUAUAAAGACUUUCUCAUUAGAAUGUACACCUGUGAGAUUAAUACGCGAGAAAUAUUUAGGGAAAUGUCUUUGUAUAUUCAUUUAUCUUUUAAUCCGAAUGACAUCUAUCUAUAUAUAGUCUAUGUAUAUAUAUCUAUAUAUAUAUAUAUAUAUAUAUAACAUGUAUUUUUAAUUUAUUGAACACCCUUCCCAGAAAGUGUCAUUUAUUGUAUAUAUGAAAUUUAUAACGUGUUAUGUUUAAGUGCCCUUUGAUAAAAGACGCAUUUGAACAAAUGCCUUGA
Molecule: messenger RNA, 4828 nt
Organism: Stylophora pistillata
Lineage: Eukaryota; Metazoa; Cnidaria; Anthozoa; Scleractinia; Pocilloporidae
Biological process (GO): protein phosphorylation; intracellular signal transduction
Cellular component (GO): cytoplasm
Molecular function (GO): protein serine/threonine kinase activity; ATP binding
Source: RefSeq, a predicted model, not a curated record